This is a messenger RNA of Mugil cephalus (flathead mullet), 8695 nucleotides long. It is a transcript of the gene ccdc146, whose product is annotated as coiled-coil domain containing 146. Lineage: Eukaryota; Metazoa; Chordata; Actinopteri; Mugiliformes; Mugilidae. The transcript has 23 exons. The record is from RefSeq and is a predicted model, not a curated record. Bases 4287 to 7175 code for a protein of 962 amino acids. Gene Ontology annotation, cellular component: cytoskeleton.
UUCAGCUAGCAAAGACUGAGAAUUUGUUUAUUGUUAUUAUUUCAAUCUGUGUUUAAACACAUUUCAACAACAAACACAAGUUUCAACAGUAAUUAUUAUUGACUGAUCAACAUGGAGGCAUGACUUUUGCUCACAACACAACAAUUGCUGAAGACCUAUGCCUUACACUGUGACGAGAAGGGAAAUGGACAGAUUUCUGAUCAUGUUUAAGUGAUUAUAUGUAAUUAUUUAUUUUAAGUCAUGUUCUGGCCAUUUUAUAUUGAAUUUGUCAGCACUUUUUGCAAUAAAUAAAGAAUACAAUAAAACAACACUGGAGAAAAACUAUUAUUUAGGGGGGCCUUAAGGAUAUUUGCCUAACGGCGCCAGUGGUCCUAUGUUUGUUUCACUCAUAUCAUUAACAACAUACCACCGAGUGACCGUGGACAACACCAACGCAAAACAAUGCCUGUUCCGUAAUGUGCUAACCACGACAACUCCCGGGCACCUCCUUAUAAGGCAUUCACUACGGCAACUGAUUGGGCGUUUCGACCAUGACCACACGCAGUGGUCGGCAGUUUCGUUUUUAUGGACGCGAUCUGCGUGCACAGGCUACCCACAGAUGAUACCUGUUAUCUGAGAGGCACCACAUGCUGUGUAAUGGAUUCAUUUUGAAGAACAUAACACAGCUUUGUAUAACAACAAGAACAGACACAUUAAAAGUGUGGAGAAGGGGGCUUUUAAAUGGGAUGGUCAACAAACUGGGACCAACAGACUGAACCAAGCGGAUACCGUGUAGAGAACCUGUUUGUGCCCACUUAUGGCUUGGACAGGUUGUUUUAUUACAACCACAUCACUGAUCUGAUCCACUUAUGUUUCAUACCAUGAAAAUGACCAUAGUGCUAUAAAAUAGUGUGUAUUUAAACUCUUUUACAAUAUGUUGGCAGGCUUCCUGAAUGAGAAAAAGUAAGAAGACAUUGCUUCAUCCAAAAGGCCUGCGUCAGUAAAUCUCAACAAUCAGAAACUUCAGAUGUCAGCCAAAGCAUUUACUCCUGAACACAUACAGACACACACACAAACACAAACCAUAUUCAUACCAGGUGUUGUUCUAAAUAGUAAUGAAAGAAUGAUUUAUAAAUACAAAAUGGAGUCUAGCAGUCUGCGAAAGGGAUUCAUUUCAGUGUUGUGACACCUCCGCAGAUGCAUCUAAACCUCUAGUUUAUGCGACAGUUGUGUUGAGUAUUUGUAAACUGUGUGUAAAUAUCGCCGUCCAACACAUCCAAUGUGACAUGGGGAUACACACAAAUAAAAAAAAAAGCUAAAUGAUGCAACUUUCGACUGAGUUAUUGAAGACUGAACGCUCUCCAAUAAUCCAAAUUUAUUCCAAAUGAGUCAAGCUAUCGCUCCCAAAAUGUGCACAGCUGUUUACCAGCUCACACACAUGGCUUUAGUUGACAUUUUUCUUGAAUAUUGAUACUGAAAAAACACACACUCCUGUCCAGUUUUUUUUUUUUUUUCAGAGGAGGAGCUCAAGCUUGGGGGGGUCUUACAAUCUGCCCGCUGACAUGCUGUGGAACGAUGCCCUGGAUUCUCCACAGAGAUCCUGCAGAGACUCAGAAAAAUGACAUCAGACUCACAGGCUGCCAAGAGCACUUCUCAGUUUCUCCAUGAUUUAUGUUUUAGGUAGUCCACUAAACUCAGAUUGGAUGAUAUAUAUUUAUAUAUUAUACAGAACGUCCACUCUGCUGUAUGAAGUUUGAUCCGACAAUGUUGACAGUAAGACGCUGGAUUAAGUUUCUUGUUCCCACCCAGCCGGGGAAACAAAUGACACUAAUCCUAACAUCUCAAGUGCUUGACUUAUCGUCACUGUGCAUCCCAUUUUUAUCAGUGGAGACAAGUUAAGUAUAACUCAAGAACACUCAUUUUCUUACAAAACAAAAAAGUGCACCGAUGAUCUUGUUCAAACGUUGGUGUCUAGGAUUUAAGAGACGUUAAACAUCUGUUUAUAAACUGUGCCAUCUGAAGGACAAGUUCCCCGACGAGAGAAAGUUCGACAGCGGAUUACGUGUGUGGAAAAAUAACAACUGCGCGUUUGUGUUUGUGCGUGUUAAUUGGGACAGUUAAAAAAUGGCCUCCCGAGACCGCUGCACACAAAAACGAAAGGGGGCAAGAGGUGGAGGCUGUUGUAAAUUUACCCCAAAUCCCCUAGCUGCAUUUGUUGUGACUACAAUGCAGCAGUAAAACAGAGAUCUGGACUCGCUGGGAGUAUUGUAACUUUUUCCAAAGACCUAGUGCAUGCCUAGUCUGCACGUGGGGUGUUGCAGCACGCGCAUAGGUGCACACUCACGUGUCACUUUUUUUUUUUUUUUUUUUUUACACAGAGUUAUAAAAAAACACAAGAGGGCAGAAUCAAAAUGGGUUUUUCUUUGCCAUAUGCAGGGAUUAUGUUUGGCUAUCAACGAUAUGAUCUCAAACAACGUAUAUACUCUAUAAUCCCAAUUUCCAGGCCUGCUCACUGGUCCUGCUGCCCGACACAACGUGCACCAUCGACAUCUGUUGUAGAUCGUUAAACUUCACAGCAGUUACUUUGAACUGGGGCAUAAAAAAAAACUGACUCGUUAAUCUUGACGCAGCAAUUAUGGUCUGGUUUGACGGGAAGACACGUUGAAACGGACUUUUAUUACAAUAUAGUCAGCAGAUUUUAUCACACUUGAAAGAGUCAGGGGACAUUUGCAAAACAUGAAUGACUACAGAGCGUGAAACAACGAGUCAGCAACAAAAAAGAAGUCAGUUUUGUUCACAGACUGUCAGCAUCAGUGUGGUAUUCACACAUUUAAAUGGCAAUCUUGUCCCUGAAAUAGCUUGAUUUGGGGUUGUGUUUUAUUCAGCCUAAAAUGGUAAUACUAUGGGCAGAGACAGGGAUAUAUUUUUAUCGCUAAACAAACUGGGGCCUGCCAGGACUCAGGAGUUAGCACAUCCAGACGCUUGGCCAGUUUUCAAAGUUCCUCCAAAGACAUUAAUCGCAGAUCAACAAGUCAUUUGUUUGUAUUUAACAAGGUGUGGUAAAAUUAGGUCUAUGUAAUUAACACAGUUAAUUAGUCAGUUAAAAAAAAAAGUCUAAUUUGUUCUAUAAGGUUGCGGGGUGCGGGGUCUCUCCUCUCGUUCACGGUGAGCGGCUAAGGUUACGACUGAAAGCUGUUCCUGUUGACCAUAUGUUGGUAGUUAAAUCUAUAGCAAAACCCUCUUCCACACGGAAAUAAUAACAGAGUACAAUCAGGACAUCAGACAGGACGUGGUGCUGAGUCACUGUCAUGACGCCAUGAAUGGAUGAAUUUGCAUGCUUUUCUUCCUGCUGCUCAUAAAGGUACCCUCACAGCACAGUAAACAGCCGCGCCAUAUGUUAAACCAUAUGGUUUCUGUGAAUUUUUGUGGACGAGAACUAAGUGACACUGAAAGCGGUCUUUGAAGAUGAAGGUUAUUUGUGCAACAGCCAAUAAAGCAUAGGCAAAUCGGGAACAUACUGCGGAGAAAGUCUGAAACAGUCUCUCACAAUUCAUUACUGAAGAGGAAAGAAGGUUAAAUGUACUUCUCUGUUUAUGGUUUUUGGAGUUCUAUCAGGUCUUUAACUAAUUAACGUUAAUGGAUCGACCUAAGGGCAUGCGGUUCAUAAAUAUUACAUGCACACACAGGUUUUGUUGAGAUAUCAAAUAACCGAAAAGCUGCUAAAGGGAAUGAGAAAUAGGCCAUGCCAGCUCCCAGACUGGACUGUGAGAACGACGCAGGAGAAUUGCGGCAUUGCAUCAUCACCAAAUAUUCACCUUGGAUUCAGGUCAGAUGCAUUUUAGGGCUUUGAAUGCUCAGACAUUGAGAGUGUUCAGCCAGCUGGCAUUUAGCGUUGUUCUGUGUGGCCAGCGCAGGACACGUGUUUAUGUUUUGCUGUAAAUUGCUGUUUGCCGCCAUCUGCCGGUCAGUCAGUGCAAGUGUAAAACAAAAACAAAUCGAAUCAACAACUCGUUUAAAACACUUGCAUCUUUGUAUAUUACCCAAUGUUAUAUAAAUAUAGCGUCAACGGGGGUAAAUACGAAUAUAAACUAAAUGUAUAAAAUAAAUGUUAAAAUAAUAUAUUUGACAUUAAGAGGGCGUAUGACGUCGUUGCCACGGUAACCACAACACUCCAUUCAACCGGAGACAAAGCUGUGAUUGUGUUUGCGUUGUGUUAACUUUUAACUUUUUCAGAGCGUAUGGUCUUGUAGUUUGAUACAACACAGCCACGGAAGUCUUCCUGGCUCUAGACUUGGCACAUUCAAAAAAUGAAUCUAUCUCAGGAUCAGCAGGAUGGAAGGCCUCUAUGUAGAGAAGAAGCUGAGGUGGAAGCACAAGAGGAGGAUAAGGGUGUGGAGAGGGACGCCCCUCUAGUGGCCCUUGCACCUGAUGCUUCGUUCCCCGAGGAGCAGCCCACUGUCAGCACUGAUGUCGCUGCUAGUCCUGUUUUCCAGUGCUUAGAUGAGUUGCUGUCAUUGGGAAAGAUCGACCAGAACAAAGUAGGCAAACUGAGAGCCAGCUACAAGCUACUCCACGAUACGUUGAGGAGUGCCCAGGAUUCUGAGAUUCAGCUCCUGGGAGAGGCUAAGAGGUGUCGUGUUGAGCUGGAGAGGCUUCAGGCCAAGGUGGAGAGUACAGAGGAACGGACCACCUCCGAGGAGCCUGAAAGUGAGGUCAAUGAACUGAGGCAACAGCUCCUCCAGGCAUACAAUGAACUGCAAGCUGCCGAGGAGAGACAGUACAACACACAACACCAACUGAAGUGUCUCUGGGAAGAGAAGCGGUAUCUGGAGAAAGAGAGUGAAAUCCAGACGAAACCUGCCGAGCUGGAGGGCAGCAAAAAGGCCCUUCAGGAGAAAUAUGAGGAUCUGAGGAAAGAGGUCGCCCAGAGACAGUUAGAAGCCAGAGGUCUGAUAGAAGACCUGGAAACCCAUCAAACGCAGAUAGUGAAAGAACAGAAGGAGCUGGAAGACAAGAAGGAGAUCAUAGAGCACAAAGAGGCUGAGAAAGCCCAGCUCAUCAGCAUACCUGACCAGAUUUUAAAGGAGGCUGAAAGAAAACGCUCCAAGAGAGAAGCUACCGUGAAGAAGAUAGACGCGCUAAAUAUAGAGAUUUCAGAAAUGGAGCAGCAGGCGAAGGAGGUGAAUGUCCAUAACCAGUCCCUCAGGGUGAAGAAGGAGGAGGUGAUGCAAGAGCUGGAGGGUAUGAGGGCCCGAGUAGAGGCCAGUCAAAGAGAGUACAGACAGCUGGUGAAAGAGCAAGAGAUCAGCAGGGAAGAGGAGGCUGAAUUCGCUGGUAACAGAGGCAUCUUGGAAAUGAAGCUGCAGAGCGCCAUGUGUGAGAGAAAGCACCUGUAUGAGAGCCAAUCUGUGCAGCUCAGAGAGAAAAACAGGCAGAUGCAAGCGCUCAAGAGGAUGGAGCACGCGUUGACCGCGGCCACGGAGCAGCUAGAUCACACGCGAUCCAUCUACAACGAGCUACAGGCGCAGUUAGAUGCUGUUCCCCAAAGGGAGGCCGGUACUCAGCGAAGGAUGGAGCUUCAGAAAGAGGUGGACGCUCUCAAAGUCAGCUUUGAGAAACAGCUAUCGGCGGCUGAGGAGGAGAGCCAGAAGAAGCAGCAGUACGGGGUGAUUCAGGAGCUGCUGAGGGAGUCAAACGGCCUCAGAGAAGAACUCCACAACCUCAGAUGUCUGACGCAGAUCAAAGCCGAGGAGAGGGGCCAGAAGCACCGCGAGCUGCUUCGGGCUGAGCAACUGAACCAGCAGCUGCAGCAGGAGUUGCGGGAAAAAGACCUGAUCAUCGCGGACCACAGCAAGCUCGACGCCAUGCUGCAGCGCAGAAUAACACAGUAUUCUAAACUGUGUGAUAUGAUCAUGGAAGAGAAGAAUAAGUACGUGAAGCUGAAGCAGAUUGCCUCCCAGACAACCACAGAGCUGACGGAGCAAAUUAAAGUCCUGGAAAAUGAGAUGGAGAUCCAACGCACCAUUGUCGUCAACAAGGACAGAUCCCUCACAAAGGCUCGUAUGAAGAUCUCUCAUAGCUCCAAGAUGAGGGACAAACUACGCAAUGACAUCUCCAAGCUUGCCUGGAAGCGACGUCAGAUCACUCAGGAUUAUGAGGACAACAAACUGGAACUGAUGAAACUCACACAAGCAAUCAAGCUCCAGGAGGAGACUCUUCUGGAAAUAAAAGAGAAUCAUGAAAAUGCCAUACAGAGGCGCAACUUUCUAGGAAUUCAGCUGCUGGAACACGAGGAGGUUUUGUUCAACUACCACCAGAAGGUGAGCACCCAGGAGGGAGCCGCCACGAAAGGCAACAUGGCUCUGGAGACCCUGGAGAAGGACGCGAGAGACUUGCAGUUGGCAAUCAAUGAGGAGAAGAGACUGAUAGACCUGAAGAAGAGGGAGGUGCUCCUCAAGAGAACCCUGGAGGAGGAGAUUACUAUGCUGCAGAUAGAGUUGUCAGAAGCCAGGGACAAAACACUUCAAGGUCUUAGUCGAACGGUUGAUUACAAAGAGCUAAAAGGCAAAGACCCAACAACUGCAGAGCUGAUCAAGAAAAUUGAGCAGCUCGAGGUGAAUCUGGCCGAGCGCGAGAGCCAGUUGCUGGAAAAAGAACUCCUCGCGGACCAGGUGACCCGGCUCUCGAAGCCACUCAGCGAGCAGGCUGAAAACUGCCAGCACGACAGGCUCUCGCUGGCGAAGAAGCUGAAUGAACUUCGGACUAACAUAAUCAACACCAAUCAGCGGAUGAUGGCCCUGUCUGCAGAGCUGUCCGUGAAGCAAGCUGCUGCUUUGUCUCAGCAACAGCAGAUCAAAGAGAGAGAGCUGCAGAUGGACAGAUGCCAGCGGCGGCUGGAGCAGGGCCUGCCACCCUACCCGGAGAUAGAGGAGGAGUGGAGGAGGAUGCUCCGGGACAAAAAGAGGAGGCAGAGGGACAGAGAGCAGAGAGCGAAGCUUGCCGAAGAGGAGCAGAGGAACCAGUUGCCUAAUGGGGAGUACACCACAGCUGAAGCCCGCCCCAACGCGUACAUCCCCCAGAACGACCACCUUCCAGUGCCAAAACCGUACGGAGCUCUGGCCCCCUUCAAACCCUCGCAGCAGGGAGGCAACAUGAGGCACAUCCGCAAGCCCGCACUCAAACCGCUGGAGAUAUGAACGCAACGCAUAGCGCGCGCAUCCACAGCAAGACUCCUGUGCAUCCGCAGACUUCCUGUUUAUUCUAAUCCGUGCAGUUUUAACUGCUCGGAAACACUUAACUCGAUAAAUAAAUGGUUUCUGUUUGUGUGCUCACUGACCAGCACACCACGGCUGUUCGGUCCUGUGAGCUUAUGUACGGCAUCUGGUUGUAAUUUUGGCUCCUUUCUCUAAAAUUUGCUGGCAACGCGCUUGUUUACGCUCAGCUUGCAGUAACACCGAAUACUGCAAGAGAGCAGAAGAGAACGGUGGAUAUUAAAAGUGUGCAACUCCAUCGUGUCCACCGGUAAAGUUUUCUACUAAUUCCCGGUCUUAUCUGACACGUUUGUAACCACCUUUCUCUAAAAGGUCAGUUCAUUUCUCAGGGACACGUGGCGCGGCCGCGUUGUUGUUUCAUCCCUCGUGCUUGUAAUCCUCGAAUAAAUUGUAAUGGGUUUAAAGCUCCACGCAAGGCUAGCAGCGCCUUCUUAAUGCCCGGAAUGAUAAAUGUAAAUAUAGAGAGGGAGCUCAAGCAAUAAAAGAGCAUAGAGAAUGACAGAGGGGGGAGAUAGAGGAGAAUUUAAAUGAUGAGAAACGAGCGAUGGCAGAAGGAGAAUCAAAGGAAAAAAUGGAUAAAAGUACAGCUCUAAAGUUAGUCACUGAUGACAAAAAAAAAACUCAAAAGUCUUUGAAGGUAAAAAAAAAAAAAGAAAAAAGUUUGGAAGUCUUUCACCAUCUGAUGUUACCCUGAGGUAGAAGUAGUUUACUAUUCUAGGUAUUUAUACUUUACUUGAGUAUUUCCAUGUUAUACUACUUUAUACUUUUCACUACCAUAUCGAUAGUUACUUUUAUUAUAAAGCACCAGUGGUUUCCAACUCUUUUUUUAAAUAAAAAGCAGCGUGUGGUCAGAGUCCAAAGUCAGCCCUUCGCUCUUAUCGCAUUACCUCUUCUCUCCACACUACCAUGUAUCAUAUGAACUCAUCAAAGCCCAAAAAUGUUAUGUCCCAAGUCCAAACAUGAUUAGAUGUCUAAUCAACAGAUUUGUAUAUCAGAACUUUGUCUUCUGCCAUUAAUCGCCUCAAAUGCAUCACAAAGUAACUCCUUUUACGGGAUAAAAGUGGAGCUCUGCAGUCCAGACUUAGUUGCUACGGACCAAAAACAAAUGUCUUUGAAGCUUUAAAAAAAAAAAAUGAUUGGUCUUUUUUCAUCUGACUUUAGCUUGAGGUGAAAGUAGCUUUGGGAAGAAUUUGUGUGUGUUAGCAUCUUAUGCUUCCAGUCCACCACAUCGUCUUACAACAGAACACAUAAAAACAUAUUUUUAAGGGUUAAACCAAUGGUUUUCAAAUGUUUUGGCUUCACAAGAAGAGCAGUGUGGAUUUACCCCAGUUGUUGAUUCCCCCUCCCCAAAUCUAUAUUCAGCGCAUGCUUUGAUUGAUUUAAAAGGUUCAAAUCUCUGCAACGAUACGAGAAUAAAAGUGAGAAACAGAUUUGUGUCUCAGAAC